Heterobasidion irregulare TC 32-1 is the source of this 552-nucleotide messenger RNA. It is a transcript of the gene TRX3, whose product is annotated as thioredoxin. The record is from RefSeq and is a predicted model, not a curated record. The transcript is spliced from 4 exons. Gene Ontology annotation, molecular function: protein-disulfide reductase activity. NCBI's taxonomy places the organism in Eukaryota, Fungi, Basidiomycota, Agaricomycetes, Russulales, Bondarzewiaceae. Bases 103 to 417 code for a protein of 104 amino acids.
GUGCACCACCGAGCCCAUAAAAAGUCUUGUAAUCUGUUGGCUUUCCACCACCACGAACAUCAUCCCACACGCCCUCUCUAGCCCGUCAACCGAACCCUCAUCAUGACCGUCACCGCCGUCACCUCCGCCAAGCAGUUCCAUGACAUUCUCAGCUCCGGAAAGGUCGCCGUAUUCGACUUUUGGGCGACCUGGUGCGGUCCCUGCCGCGUGAUCUCGCCGAUCUUCGAGCAGCUCUCUGAGCAGGUCGCGGGCGUCGAGUUUUAUAAGAUCGACGUCGACGAGCAGACCGAGAUCUCCCAGGAGGUCGGCAUCCGUGCGAUGCCCACUUUCCUCGCGUUCCAGAACGGAGCGAAGCUUGGCGAGGUCGUCGGCGCAAACCCUGCCGCUCUCGAGAGCUUGAUCAAGGCGCACGCAUGAAUGCUCCAAGAUACCUCUCAGUCGGUGGACGAGCGAUAGCUGAAGCACGGAAGUAGCGUCAUCGUGUAUAACAUUAUGUAGGCUAUGUCGGAUGCCUCGUGAGAGACCGCAGAAUAGAUCAUGGACAAUGUCCGG